This is a messenger RNA of Knipowitschia caucasica, 3174 nucleotides long. NCBI's taxonomy places the organism in Eukaryota, Metazoa, Chordata, Actinopteri, Gobiiformes, Gobiidae. The record is from the annotation of a GenBank genome assembly.
AUGGAUCUUUUUACAUUCAGAGUGAGGACUGGAGCGCUGCUGUGGGUGUUGUGUCUGUGGCCGCUGUGGAGAACCGCUAGUCUGACGGAUGCUCAGCCGAACUCAAAAGCAGAAGCAGAGAAUGUUUCGAUUGUGGCUGUGACUGAGACGACUGUGACCAUCAGCUUUGAGAAGGUUCCCGGUGUUGACGACUAUAAUUUAUUCUACGGAGAAGGCAACGGGACAGAUUUCCGGUGGAUCAACGCCGGUCCAGUUGGUUACACUCAAGGGGACCUGAAGCCGGCUACAAACUAUCACAUGAUUCUUCGAUUAAAAGUGGGCAAUGAAACCAGACCUGGAUUUGCUUUUAACGUCACCACAGCUCCAGAAAAUGUUGCAGAAUUUAAAGCAACCGAUCAAACCGAGAGCAGCAUCACCCUUCAGUGGACGAAGAUUCCAGACAUUCAUAUUUACAUUUUGAAAUUUGAUGGAAAUGAGACUACAUUCGGCGAAGAACACGCAGGGAUCCAUGAGGUGAAAAAUCUCUCCAGUCGCACUCUUUAUGAUUUCACUCUGUACAGUGUGUUCGAAGACAAGCGGAGCAGCGGCUUCAAUCUGACUGCUGCCACCGCUCCUGCCAAAGCCAAAGGUUUCAAGGCAGUGACGCAAAAUGAGACUAGUGUAACUCUGCAGUGGACCAACGACGACCUGGAAAUCAAUUAUAGUUUGAGAUUUAACGGAGUAACAAAAAAGAAUUUCACAGCGGGAGAUCUCGGAAACCCGGCGCAGUAUACUGUCACAGGUCUCCAAAGCACCACGCUGUAUGACUUUACUCUGGUCACUGUUUUCAGAAAUAUAUCAGGAGCUGGAGAGAGCCUCAGAGCUGCGACAGCUCCUCUCGAUACAGACGGCUUUGGUCCGGUUCAUCAGAAUGACACCAGCAUCACUUUACAAUGGGAGCCUGUUCCUGGUGUUGUGGAGUAUCUACUACGAUUCAAUGGUGCAAAUUUAACCAUAAAAGAGACAAACGCAACAACUGUGUCAGAUUUAAAGAGUGGCACAUGGUUCAACUUCACUCUUUUCUCCGUGUUUCAUCGCCUCCUGAGCCGCGGCGUCUCCGUAUCCGCAGCCACAGCUCCUCGCGACGCAAAUGGAUUCAAAGCUCAAACCCAGACAGAGAUCAGCGUGACCCUACAGUGGGAGAGAGUGGGCGAUAUUCAGGAUUAUGUCAUUGAAUACGACACAAGGAGAGAGGCUGUAAACGCAUCCGCCGGUGCCGUGGUAACGCACCUCGUCAGCUCUCUUCUAAGCGGCAAACUGUACAAUUUCACGCUCACUACUCAUUUUGCGAACCUCUCGAGCCGAGGAGUUCGAGUCGAGGCCCCCACAGUUCCUCCUUCGGUGUCCUCUGUGGAAGCAUCAGAGCGCACUUUGACUUCCAUAACGCUGCGGUGGAAGAGCGAGGGCGCAGGCUGGACGUAUCGCGUGGAUUCGAAUGGAAGCGCACACGGCACGCUCAGCCAAAACGCAGACGUGGUUUCUUACGCUGCUACUUCGCUGAAGCCUGGGUCUUUGUACUCGUUCUCCAUCGUGACAGAAUUCAAGACGUUGAACAGUUCGGCUUUUGGAUACGACACAGCCACGGUUAUAGACUGUGGCGCAGUGGACUGGGAGGUCACCGACUCAUCGAUCCGAGGAGUGGUCCAGGGAGUGUUCACAGAUGCCUCGGCUUCUAACGGAUCGCAGAGGCAUCAGAACUCAGGCUCCAGCGGCAAGGUCCUGUUCAUGGGGCUUUAUCCUGGAGCACAGUACGACCUGAAGCUGGUCUACAAAGAGCUGGACCAGUGCGACAUCUCACUCUUCAUCAUUCCUCCGAGAUUGACGGCGAAGUGCAAGAACUGGAACGCUGGUUACUCCAUCUACAUCGAGUGGGACUCACCGAGCGGCGUCUGGGACCUGGUGGAAGUGAAUGUCUCCGGCGUGUCUGAACGUGUGGAGCACAUGCAGCGAUUUGUGGAAAUAAACAACUUCCAACCAGCGAAAAAGUAUCAAGUGUCUGUUUCCUCGGUGUCGGGGCCGCGGAGAAGCAGCCCGUACGUGUUUACAUGUGCCACAGACGCCCGGGGAGUCAUCGCAGGAGCCUUCUUUGGCGUUUUACUGUUUAUCGUUUUGGUCUGUGCUAUUAUCUUUAUUAAAUUAAGAAAACCUGGCAUCAUUAGAAAACAAAAGAAGUCUGUCAAUGGUGGAAUCCAGACCUCGGUGAGAAAAGACAGAUGGAUUCCUCUGGACAGGUUCCCCGCCCACUUCAGCAAGUUAAGUGCAGAUGAAAAUAAAGGAUUCAGCUUAGAAUAUGAGGACCUUGGAAUUGUCGGCACAGACCAGAGCCAGAAAGCAGCGACGACGAAUGAAAACAAACCAAAGAAUCGUUUCAUUAAUGUUCUGCCUUACGACCAAAGCCGCGUGAAACUGACCUCCUCCUCUUCGCACAACGACUACAUAAACGCCUCCUACAUGCCGGGUUACAGCAGCAGCAGAGAGUUCAUCGCCGCUCAAGGCCCUUUGUCGUCCACCGUCAACGACUUUUGGAGAAUGAUCUGGGAGCAGAAAGUGAGACGCAUCGUCAUGGUAACCAACUGCACCGAGGGCGGACGGACCAAGUGUGAGCAGUACUGGCCUCUAGGUCCCUCUCGCACCUGCGCAGACCUGGAGGUUCUCACCACGUCUGAGCAGAAGGAGCCCGAGUGGACGCUGAGGGAGUUCAACGUCAAACAUAGACACACCUCUGAGGAGCGCACAGUCAAACACUUCCACUUCACCGCCUGGCCCGACCACGGCGUCCCACAGGGAACACAGGUCCUGAUCCAGUUCCGGGAGCUGGUCAGACACCACAUGCAGACAGAGGCCGCAGGGACCCCCACCGUGGUGCACUGCAGCGCUGGAGUGGGCAGGACGGGCACCAUCAUUGCACUGGACGUGUUGCUGCAGCAGAUGGACAAAGACAAGGCCGUAGACGUCAACGGAUUUGUGCAUAAGAUGAGACUACACAGACCACAUAUGGUACAGACCGAGUCGCAGUACGUGUUUUUACAUCAGUGCGUUCUGGACAGUCUACAGCUCAACGAGAAAGAAGAAAAUAUCUAUGAGAAUGAACUGAUUUAUGCCAAUGCCACAGCUCUGCAGGACUUUCACACAUGA